Messenger RNA from Oryctolagus cuniculus (rabbit), 1263 nucleotides. NCBI's taxonomy places the organism in Eukaryota, Metazoa, Chordata, Mammalia, Lagomorpha, Leporidae. The record is from RefSeq and is a predicted model, not a curated record.
AUGAGAAGAGCGUCUGUGAGGCUGUCAGUCACAUCGCAGCGAGUGACAUGGCUGGUGCUAAUCCAAGAAAAGCCACGAAGGGAUUCCAGAAAAUGCAUGGAGAAUGCACAGAAUGGACGCAGAUUCUAUCGUCCCAUCAAGCUUCUGGAAGCCAUUCGCAGAAGACACAAGCAAGAAUCGCUCAGGCUGAGCCUCAGGGAAAUGAAGCAGGGUUGUGUGCAGCUGCUGGGCUGCACGACACAGGUGCACGUCGGCGGCAGGACGACAGGGUCACUGCAGAGCCUGGCACGGGCACACACCGCUGUGAGUCAUGGACGGUCCAACAUGACUUCCACAGACUUCACCUUUGUGGGGCUAUGCAGUGAGGAAACCUCAGGCCUGCUCUUCACCAUCAUCUCCAUCAUUUUCCUCUCCGCACUGACAGCCAAUGGGAUCAUGAUCCUCCUGAUCCACACUGACCCCCGCCUCCACACCCCCAUGUACUUCCUGCUCAGCCACCUGUCCUUCAUUGACAUGAUGUACAUCUCCACUAUUGUGCCAAAGAUGCUGGUAGACCACCUGCGUGGCCAGAGGGCCAUCUCCUUUGUGGGGUGCACAGCCCAGCACUUCCUCUACCUCACCCUUGUCGGGGCCGAGUUCUUCCUGCUGGGGCUCAUGGCCUAUGACCGCUAUGUCGCCAUCUGCAACCCGCUGAGAUACCCUGUCCUCCUGAGCCGCCGGGUCUGCUGGAUGAUCAUAGCGGGCUCCUGGUUUGGGGGCUCCCUGGAUGGCUUCCUCCUCACGCCUAUCACCAUGAGCUUUCCCUUCUGCAGAUCCCGGGAGAUCAAUCAUUUCUUCUGUGAGGCGCCUGCAGUCCUGAAGCUGGUAUGCGCAGACACAGCCCUCUAUGAAACCGUCAUGUACGCCUGCUGCGUUUUGAUGCUGCUGAUCCCGUUCUCUGUGGUUAUUGCUUCCUAUGCCCGCAUACUGACUACGGUACACCGCAUGAGCUCGGUGGAGGGGAGGAAGAAGGCGUUUGCCACCUGCUCGUCCCACAUGAUGGUGGUCACACUGUUCUACGGGGCCGCCAUGUACACCUACAUGCUGCCUCGCUCUUACCACACCCCGGCCCAGGACAAGGUGCUGUCUGCCUUCUACACCAUCCUCACCCCGCUGCUGAACCCCCUCAUCUACAGCCUGCGGAACAAGGAUGUGAUGGGAGCCCUGCAGCGGGCACUGGGUAGAGUCAAAGGCUCUCAAAGAGUGGCAGGAGGCAACUUCUGA